GCUGUAUUUAACACGAGAAAAAAAGAGAUACAACUACACAGCACGCAUGCACGCAAGUAAAUAAAGUCCGUGUUAGUCUUACAGACAGCUGAUUACAGCCACCGAUAAGGUAAUUGUAGUUAAACCACUUCUAUGAGAGCGCGCGACACUCACUUGCCUGCUAGCUAGCCUGAUGUUAGCUUAGUCAGAUUGUUGUCACGUGUUCUGAACAGACAGAGUCGCUGUUCUGCUUCCCAAAUGUCUUCAUCCGACCGCGACCCGAACUUCUGCCCGGACUGUGGCAGCGUCCUGCCGCUGCCAGGACUGUCCAACACUGUGCGCUGCCCACGUUGCAGCUUCUGCACGCCAGUGACAGAGUUCUUGGGACGGGAAAUCCAGUCGACAGUUAUCUUCAACCCCGCUGAGCAGACCUCGCUGGCUCUGGAGGACGAGGACACAGAGCUGAAGGGGCCUGUGAUCGACCGACGCUGUACUCGCUGCAACAAAGAAGGCAUGAUCUACCACACCAGACAGAUGAGAUCUGCAGACGAAGGACAGACGGUCUUCUUCACCUGCAUCCACUGCAGGUUCCAGGAAAAGGAGGACUCCUGAGAAGAGCUCAUUUCUCUUUCUCCUCCAUCACUGCGUUUGGAUCUGACCCGAACAAUCACCCAGACUCCGGUUGCUGUGAUUGAGAGAAAAACUAAAGGACUGCAGCUGAAUCUUUUAUGUAGUGUUUUUGCUGUUAAACUGAAUGUUCCUGUUUAUGUGUGGGUCCACUCCACCUUUUGGCACCUAUAAAACUGGUGAUUCUAAAAAAGAAAAACAUGAAUUGAAGUCUCUAAUGUAAAGAAGUGACUCUGCUGCCGUGAAGGUUCAGUCCUGCUGUCUGGGGGACAAUCAGGUUUAUAUAUACAUUUUACAGAAGUUAGCUAAAAUUAAGGAGCAGGACGGCACCUCAGCAACAACUACAGUAGACGUCAGCAAUAAAACUGUACCAGCUUUCUAUGUAUCUUUUUGUCCUGAAGCAUGUACUGCAUGCAUUUUCUCAGAAAUAUAUAUGAUUUUUCUAGUUUGAUCAAUUUUUUUUUAAACUCUUUAAAAAAAAAAAAACUUUAAAUUUUCACUGUUAUUCUAAAAUGUGUUUUAUAUAGUAUUUUACAGCAUUUGAAAUAUCCAGAAAGGUUUUCAUUCAUAUAGAUAUAUUUUUUCUUUAAUUAAUAAAGAACGCUCUGGUUAUCCAA
This is a messenger RNA of Oryzias melastigma (Indian medaka), 1223 nucleotides long. RefSeq names its product RNA polymerase I subunit H (gene polr1h). Gene Ontology annotation, molecular function: nucleic acid binding; DNA-directed RNA polymerase activity; zinc ion binding. Bases 238 to 591 code for a protein of 117 amino acids. Gene Ontology annotation, biological process: termination of RNA polymerase I transcription; DNA-templated transcription. NCBI's taxonomy places the organism in Eukaryota, Metazoa, Chordata, Actinopteri, Beloniformes, Adrianichthyidae. The transcript has 4 exons. The record is from RefSeq and is a predicted model, not a curated record. Gene Ontology annotation, cellular component: RNA polymerase I complex.